This is a messenger RNA of Malus domestica (apple), 1113 nucleotides long. RefSeq names its product DNA repair protein XRCC4. Gene Ontology annotation, cellular component: nucleus; DNA ligase IV complex; DNA-dependent protein kinase-DNA ligase 4 complex. The record is from RefSeq and is a predicted model, not a curated record. Gene Ontology annotation, biological process: positive regulation of ligase activity; response to X-ray; double-strand break repair via nonhomologous end joining. NCBI's taxonomy places the organism in Eukaryota, Viridiplantae, Streptophyta, Magnoliopsida, Rosales, Rosaceae. Gene Ontology annotation, molecular function: DNA binding.
CGAAGCAGAACAAUACCAAACCAGCUGGAGUCAUCAAAAGAAGGCGGGAAGAGUUGAACCCCACAAACCCCUAAAAUCAAAGUCCUUCCCUCCAUCUCUCUUCAAUUUCAGAGACUCAGCGUGCAGAGGAAGCUCCACAGCCCACAACAAUGGAGGCCCCCACCCCCAAACACACGUGCCUAAAGCUCGAUCUCCAAGAAUCCCAGCAACCAAUCUUCGUCAAGGGCACGUGGUUCCCCUCCCGCUUCGAACUCUCCAUCACCGACGGCCGCAACGCCUGGAUCUGCUCCGCCUCCGAAGACCAGGUCAGCGACCGUGCCGCUCAGUGGGACCAGCCGGUCUCCGAGUACGUGGCGCUGGCCGAGCGCUACUUAGGGUUUCAGCACCCUGACUCCGUAUACGGGUUCGCCGACGCCGGCGACGGCUACAAAAGACUUUCAUGGACGUUUGAGAAGGAAGGGACGAAGCUCGAAUGGCGGUGGAAAUGUCAGCCGUCGCCAAACAGUAAGCAAACCACGGCGGCGGUGUUGGAUUUUCUCAUGGAUGCAAAUGUUGGGCUAAGUGAAGAAGUUGUGAGAAAAACUCAAUCAUUUGAGAGGUUGAAAGUGGAAGCUGAGAAGUGUCUAGCACAGAGUGAGAAGAUUACCAAUGAGAAGAUAGAAUUUGAGUCCGCUAUUUAUGCAAAGUUUCUUGGCGUCUUGAAUUCAAAGAAAGCUAAACUAAGAGAGCUCCGAGAUAAGCUUUCAAACAAAGAGGUUGCUGGGAAACUGCCAGAAGAAGAGGAAGCAAGUUCAGAACAAACUGAACCUUAUGUCAGUGGCGAUGACAAAAGCGAGGAAGAAUUUUUGAAAGAUUAUCCAGCUACCUCCAAGGAUGUUCCAACCAUUAGGUCUCGAGGUAGAGGUCGAAAGAGGGGAACGCACAAGUAGCGUGUCACUCGUCAAUUCUAAAUUUCAGCAUGCUUAUGUCAAAUAUUCUGCGCCCAGGAUGUUCCUAUAAGUUUGUAACUUCCUAUUUAAUGUGUAUGAUAUUGCAGAGUUCCUUUUUAAUAGUACUGAGAUCUUCAGAGGAAUACACACUUCUGUACUUCUAUCAAGAUCUCGUUUCACAGCU